Trichoderma breve is the source of this 1692-nucleotide messenger RNA. RefSeq lists its product as uncharacterized. The transcript has a single exon. The record is from RefSeq and is a predicted model, not a curated record. Lineage: Eukaryota; Fungi; Ascomycota; Sordariomycetes; Hypocreales; Hypocreaceae. Bases 1 to 1692 code for a protein of 563 amino acids.
AUGUACCGGCUUCACAUGGAAAACUCGUCUUCGAACUCUUCUUCUCGCACAUCCUCAGCUUCUAACAUUGCUGCUGCGGCCAAUGCCACUGCCACCGCCACCUCUGCUUCUGCCACUUCCUCUUCCGCUUCUUCGGCCCUCAAUCAACCUUCUACAUCGCCAGCAACGCCUGAGCCGAUUCCGUCAAAUCCAAAGACGGUUGUCGCUGACGGUGAUUGUGGCAAUGGCAAUGGCAAUGGCAAUGGAAAGCACUCUUCGCCACCGCCUGGGAACAUCAAUUGCAGCGGCAAUGAUGAUCCUUCAAGUUUGACAGGCCCAAUGGACACAGAUGCAGCUACCACCAUCUCUACAGACACAUCAGACACGUCCAUAUGGUCGUGGUUGGCAGAGCCCUUCAACUGGGGCGACAUGCAAAUCGAUAUGGACAACGAGCAGCAUCACGAUUCCAGCAGGCCAACGUCAACCAUGGAUCUGCACCAAACCAUGAUGGACGGCAUUCACCAACUGAGUGAUGCUGUCGGCAUGGCCGCCUUCCCCGACGCUGCUUUUCCAUAUAUCCAAGACUGGGGAUUGAAGCACGUGGAGACCAGAACUGCGUCGCCGGCUCACCUGCAAAAAGUUCCCGAGCAGCAUCUACACCAGCAGCCUCAGCAUCAGCAGCAAUCGCAACCGGCGCGCCCGCAGAUGCAUCUAGCCCCCGAUGAUGGCAUCGCUCAGCUCUCCCAGCUUAGCAUGCGCCUCUACCCGCUGCAUCGCACGUGCUGCACACUCGCCGAAACAGUCGAAUCUUUGAUCCAGUCUCGAGACUUUGGCCAAAACCAAAUCUUGUCAUCCCUACUCGUUGACGACGCUACAUUCAAACUGGUUGCCCAAUGGUUGGUCCAGGUUUCUGCCGACUCUUCCAGUUUGCUUCUUCGACCCGAAGCCUCGAAAAAUCAAACCCCCACGCCUUGUGCGGGCGCUGUCACGCUUGGUAAUACGUUGCUCGACGCAUUCUCCGCUUCGUGUCAUCUCUUGCAAAUCAUGCAGUGCCUGCCAGUUGACUCGAGCUUCUGGCCUAACGGGACCGGCCCCCUGCCCACUCCUACAUCCAUGCCGGGCUCCCUCGACAGCAAUACAGCGUAUUUGGACCAAGCUGCAUGCGGCAGCAACAACGGGUUGACGUUAUCAUCCUCCUUAUCAUCCUCAUCCUCAUCCUCGCCAUCUAGCUUUUCUCGUACACCGAACCAAGGCCAAUACUCCAACACAGUCAUGCGCCAUCUUGUCAUUGCGUGUCACACGCUGCUCCUAAACAUCUUUGUCGUAGUGUUCACCGCUCUACAACUCGAUGGUGAUCUACGAAACAACUCCCGUGGUAGCGUGACGCCCAACAGUAAUGGUGGCGUCGAUCCUGAGCCUCGCCCGGACGCAGGGCUCGCGGAUAUCCGGCUGGUCAUGAUUGUGCAGCUCUGCUCCUAUCUGACUGAGCGCCAAUGCCGAGCUGUACACUCCUACUUAUCGCCACUUUCUCAGUCUUCUCCACAGCAGCCAUCGCAGGUCUCAUCACAGCAGCUUUUUGACACUCCCCAACACCAGGCGGGAAGUCUACCUGCAUCAUUGCCCACUACGCAUGCUACCAGUGCAGAGGUCAUCGAGCUCGAAAUGGAGGUCCGAUAUCGCAUUGUCCGUCUCCGACAAACGCUCCUUAUAUGA